Molecule: messenger RNA, 6164 nt
Organism: Cuscuta europaea
Lineage: Eukaryota; Viridiplantae; Streptophyta; Magnoliopsida; Solanales; Convolvulaceae
Source: the annotation of a GenBank genome assembly
AAUAUAUAUGGAGUAAAGGUAGGGUAGCGGCUAAAGCCACUCCCUAGCCUUUCUCUUGUUGUUAUUUUAUUACUAUUAUUAUUUAUCAUUUAUAUUAUUUAAUUGAUAUUUAAUUAGUAAAUGAAAUAAAAUAAAUAAUAUAAUAAGGGUGGAAAGUGGCGUGUAGCCCACUUCCCCCUUAUUAUGAAUUAGUUUGUUUUAUUUAUUUAUUUGAUUAAAUAAAUGAGAUUGGUCCUAAUUGGAUUAGAACUCAUCAAUGAGAAAGACUUUCAUUGUGAUUGAGAAACUAGUUUAGAACUACUAUAAAUACACUCUCCUCCUUCAUAAUUAAUAGACCAGUUUUCAUAUUCAGUAUUACCAGUUUAUUUCCCUACGAAGAGAUUUCCUAGCCUUUCUCUUAGGGAGAUCUAACUGUUCUUUCGGAAAGGAGAAAUCACGUGGAUAUCAAAGGUCAAGGAUUAUCACCGCUAGGCUGGAAGAUCUAAAAUUAGCUCGGCAAUAUUGUCAUCUCCAAGAUCUUGUUCUGCAAUUCUAGUGACAUCAAGGAUUCAAACUGGACCACCAUUAAUGGUGUCUCGCACUUCAAAACGACCGGUAAGUGUAGCCGCGACCGGCGAGUUGCGGCCAACGAAUCAGAGGAUAGAAUUCGCAUCUACGACAUCUUAAAAAUCGUUCGUUACCUAGUCUAGCGAGUCGUGUCAAUUAAAAGAUUUGUUGGAUUCAAUCUUUGCAAAUAGAUUUUCCAUCUACCGUUGUAAUUUUGUUGGGCAACGUGAUUUUUCUGAUGUGAUCGGCAAAUCCGAAGCGAAUUUUUCUACUGCGCAUGAUUAGGAGAUGACUCGUCUAUUUCAGGACUUCUUCUAUUAACUUUACGAUAGUGGUAGUAAAGUUUUAGGGAUGAUUUUUAAAUUAAGAUCAUUUUAAAUAAAAUAAUUGUGAUUGUAAUUUUUAAGCAUGCUUUAUCUUAAUUAUUUGAUUUGAUCGAUAAUUAUAUUAUUAUCAUUUGUUUUUAGCAUGCUGAUAUUAAUUGUUGUUUAUCUCUGUUUAUAAAUUAGAAUUAUAUUGCAUGAUUUAAUUUUACAUGUCUCAGUUAGAUCUCAUUAACAUAUUAUUUGAUAAUAUGUUUUAGCAUCUUGAUUAAGUAAUUUAAUACCCCGUUAAAUGUUCCCCAUCAAUUAAAAUUUAAGUCUUAUCUGGGAUAACGACAUCACCCAUCAUAAUUAAAUUAGUAGAAAUAUUUUUUCGUUGAAGAAUAUUUCACCCAAGUGUUUAUUCCAUUCGACAAAAUAUAGAACUAAUUUAUAGGUACAAUUGGUUAUGAUCGUGUGAUGGUUUUGACUUACUUAAAUUAGCUCGAGUCGCCCAAGCGUCAGUGUUAAUUUAGGGAUGUCGAUCAAUUUAAAAAUUGAUCAACCAAGAGUUGUUUGGACACAAUUGGUCUAGGGACCUACCCAUUAUAUUAUUACAGUGAUCAGCCCAAGCUGGGACUGUAAUAGUAUGAAUGUGGAUCUUGGCCACUAUGAUUGUAAAAGAUUCCAUGUUCUUUUUAUUGGGGUCAAAGAGCAUGAAAAUAGUGGGAGCUAAAUAAUUAAAAGCCUGAAUUAUUUAGUUAACUAAAUGUGAUCAUAAGAAUUAUUAUAUGAUUUUAAUUCCCGUUCUAUUUGAAGUUCUCUAGGCUUUUAAGAAUGUCGAAUUUAUCAAUGAGAAGUAUCUUGGAUACAAAUAAUCUGACUCGAUCAGACUUUCUAGACUUCGAACAAAAUGUGCAUUUAGUGUUUAGGCAAGAAAAUAUUGAGAUGUGUUUGACACCUGUCUACCCGAGGUUCCUAAUCUGAACUCUUCUGAAUUAGUUAUAUUUGACAUAGACAUUCAGAAGAAUAACAUUGCUAAGGUAAGCUCUACUGCUGAAUCUUUUUCUACGGGAAAGAACAAGCAGAAGAAGAGAAGUAAGGUUAGACCUAAGCCUCUAGCUUUGAAACCUAAAGGUGGGAUUCAAAAGAAACCUAAGGUACUAAAGGAUGUAUGCAUCUACAACAAAGAUAAGGCAUUGGAAGAGAGGUUUUAAGAUAUGUAGGGCUAAUCUAGCCAAAGCAUCGAGUGCUUUUAGCUUAGGUAUUUUUGUCAUUAGUAUUAAUAUGUCUACAACUAACUCUCACUGUUGGGUAUUAGAUACAACGUGUGGCUCACACACUGGAAUAAUGUGUAAAGUCUAAGUGACAGUAAGCAGUUAGACUGAGUGAAAUUGGCCUACAAGUAGAAAAUGGAGCAAUAGUUGCUGCUAGGCAUGUAGGCAUUUAUAAAUUAGAUUUACCCAGUGGUUAUAGUUUAGAACUAAAUAAUUGUUAUUUUGUUGCUUCUAAAACAAAGAAUAUAAUUUCCAUUCAUAUGUUAGACAUUAAGGGGUUUCCUUACAUUUUGGUGAUAACACUUGUUAUUUUUGACAAAGUGACAUUGUGUAUGGAAAUGUCCCUCUUAUGAAUGGUUGAUAUAUUCUUAUUUGUAGGCAUGACAUAUUAAAUGUACAAAAUAAGAGACCGAGGUUAAGUAAUUAGAAAAAUACCACCCAUCUUUGGUAUUGCGAUUUGGCCAUAUUAGUGAAACAAGAAUAACAAGGUUAAGUAAAUUAGAUUACUUAACACCAUAUGAUUUUGAAUCAUAUGGUAAUUGUGAUUCCUGUCUUUUAGCUAAAAUGACCAAUAUACCUUUUCUUGGAAAAGGAUUGCGGGCCAAAGAAGUGUUUGAAUUGAUUCACACAGAUGUGUGUGGACUGUUUGCAACUCAAGCUAGAGGAGUAUUUUCUUACUUCAUCAUUUUACUGAUGAUUUCUCUAGGUUUGGUUUUUGUGUAUCUUAUGAAACACAAAUCAGAAACUUUUGAGAAAUUCAUGGAGUAUAAGGUUGAAGUAGAGAAACAACUUGACAAGAGUAUCAAGACUCUACGAUCUGAUUGUGAAGUGGAAUACUUGAGUAAGGAGUUUUUUGAUUACUUGAAAGGUCAAGGAAUUCAGUCACAAUGGACUCCUCCAGGAACACCUCAAUUGAAUGAGGUUUUUGAAAGGAGAAAUAGAACCUUGUUGGACAUGGUUAGGUCCAUGAUGAAUUCCACAUCUCUUCCAACAUCUCUUUGGGGGUACGCAUUGGAAACCUCAAUAUACGUUCUGAAUAGAGUUCCAUCUAAGUUAGUGCAAAAGACACUAUACGAGUUAUGGUGUAAUAAGAAGUCUAUUCUUACACAUAUUAAAGAGUGAGGUUGCCUUACAUAUGUGAAGAAAAUGGACAUUGACUAGUUGAGACCUAGAAGUGAGAAAUAUUAUUUUGUGGGGUAUCCUGAGGAAACUAGGGAUACUAAUUUAUCUUCCCGGGGGAUAUAAAAUCAUUAUUUCCAGACAAGCGAGAUUCCUAGUACAAGACUUGGUCUUUAAGGAAUGUAAUUGUGGGAGGAUAGAACUUGAUGAAGUUCAAGAAUCACAAAAUAAUAUAAAGGACGAAGACUUGUUAGAUAGUCAAAACAAGGAUUCAGUAGGAGAAUUGAGUGGAAGCAUGUCUCUAGGAAGAUGUCUUUCAGUUAGUGGGAGUAACAUAGGAAUCACCUCGCACCAGCACGUGAUUCUUAUGAAAGAAACAAAUGACACGGUUGUCAUUCUUUCUGCACCCACUUCUCCUUCUCUUGAAACAAUUAAAAGUGUAGCACCAGAAAACUCUCCGAACAUUGGAUAGUCCAAUGAAGGAGAACCUCUUCACAAUCAGAAUGAAUAGCCUGAACAAACACAAAAUAUUCAACUUUGUAGGUCUACUAGGAUUCAUCAUGAAUCAACUAGGUUUGGCUUCCACAUGGAGGAUCAUGAUGAUGUAAAAAUUCAUGACAAGGAUGAACCUAAGACCUAAACCUAAACCAAUAUUAGAUGUUGAUUUAGAGAGGUGGCGAGAAGCCAUAAAAUCUAAAAUGUACUUGAUGUAUAUCAAUCAAGUAUGGAACUUGGUUGACUUGCCUGUUCGGUUAGACCCAUUGGAUGCAAAAUGAUUUUCAAGGAGAAAAUUAAUGCUGAAGGCAAGGUGAAAACAUACAAAGCUAGGCUAGUGGCUAAAGGUUAUAGUCAAAGAAAAGGAAUUGACUAUAGUGAUACCUAUUCGCCAGUUGCAAAACUCAAGUCCAUUUGGAUUUUGCUUGUUAUAGCUGCUCAAUAUGAUUAUGAUAUUUGACAAAUGGAUGUCAAAACCCCUUUCCUUAAUGGAAAUCUCAAGGAGGAGGUGUACAUGGUACAACCUGAAGGUUUUCUAUUUAUGGGCUAGAACAAGCAUCUAGGAGUUGAAAUAAUAAUUUUGAUGAAAAAGUCAAACCGUUUGACCUCAUCAAAUGAAAUGAGGGUGCUUGCGUGUUUAGAGUGCGCAACAAGGAUAGUGUGGUCUUUAUAAUCAUAUAUGUUGAUCAUAGAGAAUGAUAUCCCCUCAUUGAAGUCCGUGAAAGAAUGGUCACCCAAAAUAUUCAUGAAUAUCUUUUGUCUAUAGUAGACAGAAAGAACUAGUAGAAUUUAACUAUUCUAGCACUAGUUUCAUGUAUGAUAACAAAGACUACGAGUCAUAGUCAGUAUAUGUAUUUAGUCUCAAUGUAAUAGUAAUGCUAGCAAAUUCGACAACUAGAGCCUAGUAAAUUGUUGCACUUGAUGCAACAUAGGUAAGCGUUUAGAUACGUUAGUUCCUUAAAGAAAUAGGGGUAGUUCCUAGCGACAGUUAUCCAAUAAUUGUUAUUGUGACUGUACCGGUGCAUUUGCACAAGGUAAGGAACCAAUAUGCAAAGUAAGGAACUAGAAAAUACCAGUAUGCUAUCAUGUUUUGAUAACAGAUAGCAAGAUGAGAAGUUGCAAUAGAAUGACUUCCCGUAGAGGACAAUUUGGCUGGCCCUUUCACCAAACCUUUGAGAUACGAGAAACACACUAAACUUUUGAGAGUCUAGGUGUUAGACGCAUCGGUGAUUGGCACUAGGCCAAGUGGGAGAUUGUUAGUAUAUAUGUCCUAGCGACAAUCACUUUUUAGAGAUAUAUGUACUUGAUCACAUUCAGUUUUAUAUAUUUGACAUAUAUGGUAUUACACAUUGAUGAUUAAGCAUUUCGAUUGUCAAUGUCUUAUUCAUAAUUGUGUUCCCUUGGACUUAUGUUGUCAAUAUGUAAGUGAGAGCUUAUAUGAUAUAACAUAAGGUCCUAAAAUAGCCCCGAUCAAUGAUCAUCAAGAAAGGGAUAUUGAUGAUAUGCGAUAAGAUUGGUAUGUGGACUGCAUCAUACUUUUAGAAAGUAUAGUUGAUCUCACAACUAUGAGUUCUUGCAAUUCAUGAUGGUCACAUAGAUAUUUUAGAGAAUAUUGGCAUACCCACCGAGAAACCAUUUGAUAAGUUCUAUUCAUGUGUCUAUGGGAUUAUCGGCGUAUAGAGUAGUGUAAUAGUCCUCGGACUUGAGGUCAAUACGUACUACAUGUGCAGAGUGAUGUACUUUGACCAUGACCAACGCUUGCACUCCAAUCGGGGUAGAUACGGCAUGUGUUGGGUGCAUCACGAAGCACAUGGAGUAGUAGUUGAGCCAAGAAAGGAUUCAUUCCUCGUAAUAUAUUAAGAGAGAACAUUCUACUUCUCAUAUCUAGAUGGAUCAUAAAGUCAUUGGCCAAUGCAAAGAUAUAUUCGUUUUGGAUAUCAAAUAUGAUCGUUAUGGAUCAUCUAGAGAGAUUGAGAGAUAGAGACUAAGUUAUUGGAAUAGACACAAUAUCAAGUUCCAGACUUAGUUGAAUGUUCGUUGAAUGAAAGGACCGUAUCACUAUGAGCUCUAUAUUAAAGGGAGUUUGAAUAGUCCUCGCAAACGUCCUUAUAUAUUAAGUUUGUCUGGUAAAUCGUCUAGGGAUUCUACUAAGACCUUAAUUUGAUUAGUGCUUAAUAUAUAAGGCCCUAUGGGUCACACAACAAGUGAUUAUACCUUCCGAUUGAAUUGUUAGAAGAAAUUAAAUAUUAUAAAUUGGAUUAAAUAAUAUUUAAUUAGUAAUACUCAAAAUGAAUUAAAUAUUAAUUAGAUUAAACAUAUUUAAUUCAUGAAGUUGAAAGAAAGUUCUAUUUGAUAGAAUUAAUUAAGUAAAAUAAAUUAGAUUUAUUAUACUUAAUUAAGAUGUAUUUAUAAUUAAAUAAAGUUG